CUGGGCUCGGCUCCGCGCGGCUCUGGCCGCCCAUGGGGAGCGCGGCCCGGCGGCGGCCCGGCAGCAGCAGGCUACGGGGAGGCUCCCCUGGCGUCCCCGCUCUCCCGUAGCGUGGCGGGGCAUGCCCGGCCCCAGGAUGCCGGCCUGGGGGAUCCUACCCAUCACGCUGCCUGCCUUCACCAUCACCGGCAUGUGGAUCGUGUAUGCCAUGGCGCUCUCCAACAACCACAUCUGCCCUGUCCACAACUGGAAUUACAAUCAGUCGUGCGGCGUGGACAGCCCUGGCUCCUGCUGCACACUGGACCACAUUCCCCUUGUCAGCAAGUGUGGCACCCUGCCCCCUGAGAGCUGCUUCUUCAGCCUCAUCUGCAGCCUGGGCUCCUUCAUGGUCAUCCUGGUGGGGCUGCUGCGCUAUGCCCACCUCCUGGAGUGCCUCGGGCCGUCCCUCCUCAACACCCUGGGGCUUGCCACCGGCUGGGUCUGCACUGCUGGCCUCACCAUGGUCGGCAACUUCCAGGUGGAUCAUGCCAAGGUGCUGCACUACAUCGGGGCAGGGGUGGCUUUUCCCACCAGCAUGCUGUUCCUGCUCCUGCAGUCCAUCCUCACCUACCGCAUGGCCAAAACCCGUGGGCAGUACUGGACCGGCCACUUACGCAGCAUCCUCACCAUUGUGGCCUUCCUCACCCUCGUUUUCAGUGGUGUGUUCUUCAUCCAAGAGAGCUUCGUGCUGCAGCACGUGGCUGCACUGUGUGAGUGGAUGUUCAUCAUCGAUGUUCUGGUCUUCUAUGGCACCUUCACCUUUGAGUUUGGGGCCAUCUCCACAGACACCUUCCUGGUCCUGCUGAAAGCCAGCCGGGCCCCCAAAAGUUACAAAGAGGAGAGCAGCGUGUCCAGCACAGCCCACAUCCACAGCCAUGCAGAGAGCCUGGCUAUGGCCUGACCCCCAGAGGAGGCAGGCUCACGGUAGGGACCCCCAAAUCAGGCUCUUCCAGUGACUUCCCUGCCUUAAAUGUGUCAGUUCCCGCCUGCUGGGGUGCAGGGGUGCCAGCGUGGUGCUGCUGUCGGCAGAGUCAGGAUCUGCCCCUGAGCCUCUGAGGUUGCCCUGUCUGAAUCAGGCUGUCAGAGGCAGUCAUACAAAGGCAACUUCUGUAAGGAAUGUGAGGGAACAGGGACUCACCCUCCCUUCACCACGCAAUCCUGGUGUACUGGAGAAGGGGAAAUCACUGUUCCUCCUUCCUCCAUGGCCACAGGAUUAAGGUUCAGCAGAGCAAGCCUUCCAGCUGGCUGCUGCAACUGUCAGAGGAGCCAAAAACCCAGAGUGCCUUUUCCCUUUCUGAGGAGGCAAUGGCAGUGCCAGUGUGCCUGCCCAGGCAAGGGUAGUGCCUUGUGCGGCUGCAGGAUGACACCAGCAGCCCUGGUUAGACCACACAGGCGCUCCUAGCCAGGGCUCUCACUGCUCGGGGCCUUCCAUGCCUCCAGUCAGUGACUCCCACAUUCUUUUCAGCUUGGAAAAUUGCUGAGGCAGGUUUCACCUCCUGGCCACAGCAUUACUGUGCUCCCUGAUGGUCAGGUAGGUCAGGAAAUGGGUCUCCACAUUUACCAUGACACCGGGAAAGUCCUGCAAGCGCAGCGCCUGCAGAGCAGUGGAUUUCCCCUGCAUAGCACUGCCAAUCUAAGCAGUCCCACUGGGAAGCCUGCACACCCCAGCCCUGGCCUCCCAGCCCUCUCACCCUGGGUGUGCAGGCACAGAAAGGGGAAGCAGUUCUGUAGAUACAGAGGAAGCUCAUGCCUCUUUCCGCUGGGACUCCCAAAUCCGUCCUCCAGUCCCUCUCACAGUGCUCAGUCUGGCCCACGCCUGCCUGGUGGGAGCCUGUCCUGCUCUCAGCCUCAGCCACAGCCUGGGAUGUCCUGGGCAAGGGGCUGAAUGUGUGUGUGUGUAUAUAGAUCCACACAUAUAUAUAUACAUAUGCAUAUAUAUAUAUAUAUGUAAAUUUUCCCUUGUCCCUGGAGAGGGGCAUUUGCUGCUGCUGUGCACAUCGAUCAGGUUGGGCUUCCUGAUUUGCCCACCUUUUCAAAAUCGGCCUAUAAAUCUACCAGUAUAUGUAGUUCAAAGAGGAGCAUUUAUGACUUUUAUAUCUAAUAUAUGUUUAAAAUAUAUAUAUAUAUGAAGAGAGAACAGUGGAUUUACAACAAUAAAAGUGAAAAUCAG
Molecule: messenger RNA, 2209 nt
Organism: Pezoporus occidentalis (night parrot)
Lineage: Eukaryota; Metazoa; Chordata; Aves; Psittaciformes; Psittacidae
Gene: TMEM150A
Product: transmembrane protein 150A
Exons: 7
Coding region: 122-940 (272 amino acids)
Source: RefSeq, a predicted model, not a curated record